Molecule: messenger RNA, 1018 nt
Organism: Neopelma chrysocephalum (saffron-crested tyrant-manakin)
Lineage: Eukaryota; Metazoa; Chordata; Aves; Passeriformes; Pipridae
Gene: CDKN3
Product: cyclin dependent kinase inhibitor 3
Exons: 9
Coding region: 245-811 (188 amino acids)
Biological process (GO): protein dephosphorylation
Cellular component (GO): nucleus
Molecular function (GO): protein tyrosine phosphatase activity
Source: RefSeq, a predicted model, not a curated record
CGGCGCCAUGGUGAACCCGCCCAGCGCGGCGCCCGCCGACGGCUUCGCCUCCUCAGACGACGAGGCCGCCGAGGAGGACCCGAGCCCGCUCCACAUCUCCUGGGUUGUGGGUGGAUGGUGAUGUCCCUGAAAACGGAUUAAAGCGGUGCCGGGGAACUGUCAGUGGAAGUGGCUGGGGUUGGAAGGGGCCUCUGGAACCCACCCAGUCCGAUCCCCCUGGUCAGGCAGGUUCAUUCAGAGCAGGAUGCGCAGGAUCACAUCCAGGUUGUCUUUGUCUCCUCUCUACUCUUUCAAGUUCCUGGGAUUAUGCUCCCUUCCAGGCUGCAGGUUUAAGGAUGUCAGGAGGAAUCUUCAGAAGGAUGUAGGAGAACUGAAGAACUGUGGGAUCCAGGACAUAUUUGUGCUUUGUACCAGAGGAGAGCUCUUAAAAUACCGAGUGCCAAACCUGAUAGACACCUACCAACAGCACGGGAUGUGUGUGCACCACCAUCCCAUUCCUGAUGGGAACGCUCCUGACAUUGCCACGUGCUGCAAAAUCCUCGAAGAGCUCAGAAGCUGCCUGGAAAAUAACCGGAAAACAGUGAUACACUGUUAUGGUGGCCUUGGGCGCUCCUGUCUCGUGGCUGCCUGUCUCCUGCUCCAGCUCUCGGACACUCUGGCACCUCAGCAGGUGAUAGAGAGCCUCAGGAACCUGAGGGGAUCCGGGGCCAUACAGACCAUCAAGCAGUACAAUUUCCUCCACGAUUUCCGGGAGAACCUGGCUGCACACCUGGAAACGACGGACACGGUGCCGAGAUCGGCAUCGCGGUAGCUGGCACUGCCCUGGGCAUCUCUGUGGAACACACAUGGAUGAGACACCUCUCCCCUGACCACGACUUCCUCACUGCUCCUGCCUGGGGGACACAGCUGCUCCCUCCCAAAUCCGGCUGUGAAACUUUGGGGUGGGGAUGGAGAUCCUGCAGGAUGUGCAGCAUCCCCCUCUCCUCGGUGACUUUAAUACUCACUGCCUUAAAAAUAC